GCUUCUGACAUAUAACGUUGAUUGAUUGUGUCGUGUGCACUUGGCGUUUAAAUACAAUGAACGCGAAAUAGUAACAGUCAUAAACACUUUAAUUCCUCAAAAGAUUAUCUCUGCGAGCAUAUCAUGUGGAAAAUCAUAGUGUUGUGUGCGAUCGCGAGCUUGGCGAUCGCUCAGCAAGCCACCUUCGUGAACUACAAGGUUUUCAGGAUAACUCCUGUUACGAAAACGCAGGUUGAGAAAUUACAGCAGCUGGCAGAAAUUAACAAUGAAUUUUCAUUCUGGAACGAACCGAGCAACGUAGGAAAAAGCGUGGACCUCAUGGUGGCCCCGCACAAAUUGCCGGAAUUCUACGAAGUGAUCAGCCAGAUCGGGGCACCGUAUCAGCUCCACAUCAAAAACGUUCAAACAUCCAUCGAUCGAACAAUAUCUGCGAAUUCAUCGGCGUCGUUCGAUUUCAAGAGCUAUCACAAUCUUGACAAAAUUUACAAGAACCUGGACGAUCUGGCGAAGCAGUAUCCCGACAAGGUGCAAGUCGUCGUGGGCGGCAAAACGUACGAGGGACGUCAGAUCAAGGGUGUCAAAUUGUCCUUCAACAGGACAGCCCAGCCCGGUGUCUUCNUCGAGGGUGGCAUUCACGCAAGGGAAUGGAUCUCGCCUGCGACCGUAAUGUACAUUCUGCAUCAGUUGCUGACCAGCAAGGAUCCGAAUGUCAGAUCUCUGGCCGAGAGCCACGACUGGUACAUAUUUCCCUCAUUUAAUCCCGACGGAUACGUUUAUACGCACACUAAGAACCGACUGUGGAGGAAGACGCGCAAACCCUAUGGUCUUUGCUACGGCGCCGACGCCAACAGAAACUGGAACUACAAGUGGCUGUCUAAAGGCGCUACCAGCAUGCCGUGCACUGAAAUUUACGCGGGAAGCGAGCCGUUUUCCGAGAUAGAGACGAAGAGCAUGUCCGAGUACAUUGAGACCAUUUCCGACAAGUUCUACGCGUACAUUUCGUUCCACAGCUACUCGCAGUUGUUGAUGUUCCCUUACGGCUACACGAAAGUGCAUCUUGACAAUUACAACGAUUUGAACGCCAUUGGUUUGAAAUCGGUCGCAGCUCUGAAACAGAGAUACGGGACUGAAUAUCUGGUCGGAAAUGUUGCCGAGACGAUCUAUGAAUGCUCAGGAAUUACUGUGGAUUACAUCAGAGGUAUUUAUCGCACGCCUAUUGUGUUCACUUACGAGUUGCGUGAUCGCGGUAGAUACGGUUUUUUGCUGCCGCCUGAUCAAAUUAUUCCAUCUGGAGAAGAGACUUUGGAUUCGCUCGUAACAAUGUUCAAGGAAACAAAAGCACUUGGAUAUCCCAAAGAAAUUUAAAAUAAUUCCAGGAGUUUCUUCUUAGACGGCAUAGCCGUUUUUUUCCGGAAACUUCAUUAAGUCUCAUGCGUAAAUGUGUAGCAAACUAUUGUGGCUUGAUACAGACCUUAUUCCAAGAUUAAAACGUUGCAAAUUCAAAUAAAUCGUAUUAAUAAAUAUUUAUAUAUAUAUAUA
Pseudomyrmex gracilis is the source of this 1539-nucleotide messenger RNA. RefSeq names its product zinc carboxypeptidase-like. Gene Ontology annotation, molecular function: metallocarboxypeptidase activity; zinc ion binding. The record is from RefSeq and is a predicted model, not a curated record. Gene Ontology annotation, biological process: proteolysis. The transcript is spliced from 7 exons. The coding region runs from base 124 to 1365 and encodes 413 amino acids. NCBI's taxonomy places the organism in Eukaryota, Metazoa, Arthropoda, Insecta, Hymenoptera, Formicidae.